AUGAACACUAAAUCACCGGUCCUCAGUCUAGUGGCUGUUGUUACUUUUGUGGUGUGUGUAAAUGCUGCUGGAACAGGACGUACCUGCACCCUGUGUUGUCCGGAAGGUCAAGUGCUCAACAAAUCUGCUUGCACAUGUCAGCCAAAAGGCCCCAAAGUGGAAUGCCCUCUAGUUAACUGCCUGGCUACCGAACCCCCGUGCUUCGUCUACAAGACGAACCCUACCACUGGAUGCCAGACCUGCGAAUGUUUGUCAUUUUGCUCCUCGGGUCAGCCAUUCUGCGACUUGGUGUGUCCAGAAGGUGAACUACUAAACGCAACUAUUUGCAAGUGUUUUCCAAAACCUGAAUGUCCUUUGGUAAAAUGUCAGGGUCUGACGCCUCCCUGCUUGUCGUACCGGAGAAACGAUAAGGGUUGCCAAACUUGCGAAUGCAUCUUCCGUUGCCCUGUGCGCACAUGUCCAGAGAAGUGCCCUAACGGAGUUGAGUAUUUUGAUGACCAGUUCGGUUGUAAAUCCUGUCGAUGCCAACAGCCCAAGAAUUGUGAGCCUUCCACCUGCACACUGUACUGUGCUAAAGGAUACGAGAAAGACGAGAGAGGGUGCGACAAAUGCAAGUGUCAACCUUGCGGGAACCUUUGCAAAAUUUAUUGCGAAUUUGGAAAUCUGGUGGAUUUUGAUGGAUGCCAGAUUUGUGACUGCAAGCCAAAUACAGAUUGUGGGCCAGUCUGUUCGAAUGCAACUUGUGAAUAUGGAAGAGUGUUGGAUAGACAAGGAUGUCCUACCUGUCAGUGUGUGAAACAGUGCCCAUGUGGACCUGUUUGUGCAAUCGCCUGUACGUACCAGCAAUUGUACGACAAAUAUGGGUGUCCAACUUGUACAUGUUUGCCAGAACCUUGA
Molecule: messenger RNA, 897 nt
Organism: Candidula unifasciata
Lineage: Eukaryota; Metazoa; Mollusca; Gastropoda; Stylommatophora; Geomitridae
Source: the annotation of a GenBank genome assembly